CUUCGCGGAAAUGGCUUUGCUUUGUCACACCCUUGGGUAUAUAUAAGGAAUCCUCAAGGCUCCUGUUGGAUGCCAUAUGCUCUCUGCUCCUCAACAACAGCUUUGACAGAUCCAAAAGAACUCAAGCUUCAGACAUGAAGUCCUUCAAAGUUCUCUUCCUCCUUUUGGUCUCUGUCAGCUUUGUGCUGAUGGAAGAAAAUGACUCAAGAGAAAACACAAAGAACUCCAAGUUUCUGCAGAGACGGUAUUCAGAGGGGACAUUAGCAAGCGAUUACAGUCGAACUUUGGACAGCAUGAUGAAGAAGAACUUUGUGGAGUGGCUCUUGAACAGGAGAGAGAGCAUGACUGAUAACAGAAUUGACCCAUCCAGGAGAGAUACCGAACUCACAGCAUUAGAUACAAGGAAUCAAGGCAUUGAAGCUGGAUCUCAGGAGGCAAUGGACUUCAUCAAAUGCAUUCUGCGAAAUAUGGGGAAACAGAGCCUGGCUCUGCCAAAAGGUUCAGAUGACUGGAAGGACGUCCGGAGGCAAGAACAUCUGGCAUGGCUGAUUUCUGCUGACCUCUGCAGGCCAAUGCUUCAAUAGCUGACAGCUUCCUUGAGGAGAAAAAAUGGACUAACUUCUGUACUCUCCUUGUUUUGUACCUUUUGCUAAUGAGUGUCAACAAUAAUUAUGACAGCAGCAAUAAAACAAUUUAUUAUCAAGUUCA
Molecule: messenger RNA, 708 nt
Organism: Podarcis muralis (Common wall lizard)
Lineage: Eukaryota; Metazoa; Chordata; Lepidosauria; Squamata; Lacertidae
Source: RefSeq, a predicted model, not a curated record